UUUUGGGGCGUGGCCGGGACCGCGGAGGCCACGCCCACUCCCUAACGGAGCGAGCGGAGCUGCCGGACCCGCGAGAGACCCCCAAAAACAGGCAGCACCAUGAAUUUCCUCCCGGCCGCCGUGGCCGCCCUGCACCUCCUGGUCCUGCUGCUCCUCUUCGUCGCCACCCUGGAUAAGGGCUGGUGGGUGCUGCCGGAUGCGCAGGCGCUGAACCUCUGGUACGACUGUGCCCCCCAAAACCGCUCCCAGGGCUGGGAGUGCAGCAGCCUCGGGCUCAGCCCGGUGCUGCGGGGGGUGCAGGGGCUGACGGUGGCCGCCCUGCUGCUCUCGGCCCUCGGCCUCCUCCUCUUCCUCUGGCAGCUGCUGGGGGGGCCCCGCGGCCGCCUCUUCCUGCCCUCGGCCGCUGCCCAGCUGCUGGCAGGGCUGGCGGCGCUGCUGGCGGCCGGGCUCUUUGCGGCCGGAGGUGGCCGGGCCGGCGGUGGCCGCCCUGGGCACUGCCCGGUGCUGGCCGGGCUGGGGGGGGCCCUGGCGCUGGCCAGCGGGGGGGGGGUACCUGCGCCUGCGGACACGGGAGUGAGCCGGACGCACCGGCCACUGGCCACGCCCGGCCUGGCCACGAGCUCCCAGCCCAACCGAUGACGUCAUCGAUGGCCCCGUGACGUCAUCGAUGUGGGCGGUGACGUCACUGAUGCGGCCGGUGACGUCAUUGCCGGCGUGAGCGUGGCCAGUGACGUCGUCGCCGUGGCCGAUGACAUCAUCAACAGCAUCAGCGUGAGCCGUGACGUCAGCAGCAAGAUGGGCGUGGCCAGUGAUGUCAAUGCCAGCGUGGCCAAUGGCCUCCCUGACGUAGCCAAUGACGUCAUCAGUGGGAUGGGUGUGUCCGGUGACAUCACCAGCAAGGCGUGCCUGCCAAAUGACCUCACCGAGGUGGCCGAUGACGUCACUGGCAGGAUGGGCAUGUCCAAUGACGUCACCGCGGGUGCCAACAUGACCAAUGACGUCA
Molecule: messenger RNA, 1003 nt
Organism: Corvus hawaiiensis (hawaiian crow)
Lineage: Eukaryota; Metazoa; Chordata; Aves; Passeriformes; Corvidae
Product: epithelial membrane protein 3-like
Exons: 5
Coding region: 100-639 (179 amino acids)
Cellular component (GO): membrane
Source: RefSeq, a predicted model, not a curated record